AGAUUAAUUUCUCUCUGGGAGAGAGAGAAUCGAACGACUGGCACAUAGGUACUAGAAAAACAACAAAAACCGACAAAAAAGUAGGAAAGGAGGAAUGAUCCGACAGCUAAAAAUUGAAUAACAUGAGGUUACAAUUGCUAAUCUUCGUGUUGUUUGCCAAUCUUGUAAUUUCACGUAAACACUACAAGGGACGAAAAUACGAUUUAACGCUGUUCGUUCGAAAUCACAAUGUCUCCGAUGCGACAUUCUUCCGGCUCGUUGGCGUUGAUAACACUGCAGACUUUAAUGUAUCAGCUGGAAAUACUUUUGAGCACACUUUUGAGGUGAGAAGGAAAGGCUAUUGGACGUUAUUCGUUGAGUUCCCCGGAGAUCGGUACGCAAAGUCACCAAGAAAAAUAAUAUCUCGUGAUUCGUAUCGCAAAUGGGUGAUGGAAGUGUACUACUAUCCGGGUGCCGUUGGUUUUUCUGAAUGGCACAAAUUAUCUCGACGAGGUGAAAUGCACAUUCAUGGAUAAUUUACUGCUCCGUUCAUCACACUUUUGUCCAUUUUCCCAUCUCUUCCGUGGAUCUCAAUGUCCUCCAUCCGGUGGACCACCUUUUCGAUCAAAUAAUUGUUUUAUUUCUCUAAUUCUUCCCCACAGUUCCUUUCAUAUAGAAUUUUUAUAUUUUCUAUUAUAUAUGAACAUUUGUAAACGGUGAUCUUAAGUAAUUUUCAAAGAAUUUGAAAUUUGAAAAAUUUAGCUCUAUUUCAAAAUCGCUGUAGCAGUUUUAUUCAAACUUACUAAUUGUGUAUUUUUGUAUGUACAAAUAGUUUUUUUUUCGUGUAGAGCUUUAUCCUGUUUCAGUUCUUCCGUUCAACUACUGCCACUGUUUUCCUGUCAAAAUUGUCGAUGACUCUCUCACCCGAUAAAACUUUCUCAAGUUG
Caenorhabditis elegans is the source of this 925-nucleotide messenger RNA. RefSeq names its product TransThyretin-Related family domain (gene nssp-57). The record is from RefSeq and is marked reviewed. Bases 123 to 515 code for a protein of 130 amino acids. The transcript has 4 exons. Lineage: Eukaryota; Metazoa; Nematoda; Chromadorea; Rhabditida; Rhabditidae.